Drosophila nasuta is the source of this 987-nucleotide messenger RNA. RefSeq names its product splicing factor 3a subunit 2 (gene Sf3a2). Gene Ontology annotation, biological process: spliceosomal complex assembly. Gene Ontology annotation, molecular function: nucleic acid binding; zinc ion binding. The transcript has a single exon. Lineage: Eukaryota; Metazoa; Arthropoda; Insecta; Diptera; Drosophilidae. Gene Ontology annotation, cellular component: catalytic step 2 spliceosome; U2-type prespliceosome; U2 snRNP. The record is from RefSeq and is a predicted model, not a curated record. The coding region runs from base 86 to 868 and encodes 260 amino acids.
ACAUUUGGACAACACUGUUUUCUUUUCUUAAAACAACGUUUACGUUUUGCUCGGUGUGUAUUUUAUAAAAAAAUUAACUAAAAAUAUGGAUUUCCAAAAUCGCGCCGGUGGCAAAACCGGUAGCGGUGGCGUCGCCUCAUGGUCGGAGUCAAAUCGCGAGCGCAAGGAGCGACUGCGACAGCUGGCGCUUGAAACCAUCGAUCUGAACAAGGAUCCUUAUUUUAUGAAAAACCAUCUCGGUUCCUAUGAAUGCAAACUCUGUUUGACGCUGCACAACAACGAGGGCAGCUACUUGGCCCACACCCAAGGCAAAAAGCAUCAAGAGAACUUGGCCCGCCGUGCCGCCAAAGAAGCCAAGGAGGCACCCUCAUCACUGCUAGCGCCGGAGAAACCGCGUGUGGAGCCGAAGAAGUUUGUGAAAAUCGGACGUCCCGGCUAUCGGGUAACCAAACAGCGUGAACUCUCCAAUGGCCAGCAGUCGUUGCUUUUCCAAAUCGAUUAUCCCGAGAUCAGCGAAGGUGUUGUGCCGCGCCAUCGUUUUAUGUCCGCCUACGAGCAAAAGAUUGAGCCCCCAGAUCGUAAAUGGCAGUACUUACUCUUUGCGGCUGAACCAUACGAGACAAUUGGCUUUAAAGUGCCCUCGCGCGAGGUCGACAAGACAGAGGGCAAGUUCUGGACACAUUUGAAUCGAGAUACCAAACAAUUCUUUUUGCAAUUUGCAUUUAAAUUCGAACCCAAGAUCUUGCCGCCGCCACCACCGAAUCUACAUCGUGCCUUGGGACCACCAGCCGGUUUUCCAAUGCCUGGGCCACCUCGUCCAGCCAUGCAUCCUAUGUUCAACGGUGUGCCGCCGCCUCCACCCAUGUAGAAGAUCAGCUGUAAACCUCUCUUUCAGUAGCAAUAAAUUUUUAAUCUAUAACAAAACCUUCGUUGUAUUCUUUUUUACAAUUAAGGAAAGUCAAUAAAUCGUAUUCACAAAUUUGUAUA